AUGUUAUUGGUUCAACAGGUUCUCAUGUACAUCAUGAGAAAAUUAUUCGUAAAAGUUGCAAAAAUGAAAGCUGAUCAAGCAUUAUUAUGCCGAAAUGAAGAGCCAGAGAAUAAACAGAGUCAAAAUAAGGGGAAGUUUGGGGACGAAAUUGGUGUUCUCCCACCUAAGAUUGCAGCAAUGCACAAGGUUGGAUGGAAUAUGAAAAAGGGUAUCGAAAGAUGGUUGAACUAUGGAGCAGCAACUGGAGUUGUACACCAACAAGAAAUUGAUGCAUCUGAAGCUUGA
This is a messenger RNA of Ilex paraguariensis (yerba mate), 285 nucleotides long. NCBI's taxonomy places the organism in Eukaryota, Viridiplantae, Streptophyta, Magnoliopsida, Aquifoliales, Aquifoliaceae. The record is from the annotation of a GenBank genome assembly.